Melanaphis sacchari is the source of this 1845-nucleotide messenger RNA. It is a transcript of the gene Csk, whose product is annotated as tyrosine-protein kinase CSK. Lineage: Eukaryota; Metazoa; Arthropoda; Insecta; Hemiptera; Aphididae. The record is from RefSeq and is a predicted model, not a curated record. Gene Ontology annotation, molecular function: ATP binding; protein tyrosine kinase activity. The transcript is spliced from 11 exons. Gene Ontology annotation, biological process: protein phosphorylation. The coding region runs from base 460 to 1782 and encodes 440 amino acids.
UUAUCAACGCGUAUCGUCCGAUUAUCAUUUCAUUACCAAUAAUAAUAACAAUAUAAAAAGUAGUAUUAAGUAAUGAUGGUGUUUUUGAUUUUGCGUACGCCGACGUUGGCUUAAUGUAAUUUUGCAAAUCUCUCCGUUCGGGUUUUCGAUCGAAAAAUUAGCACGCGCGGAACUGGUUUCGCGACAACACCGCUGACUACUACGACGAAAACAUAAUCGUAUCGCGCACUCGCGAAAACAAAUUCCGCGGUAUACGCGAGUUGUGAAAUUUUCGUUCGUCACUGUUAUGACGGAUCGUCGUCUGACGAGAUCCCGAUCCUCCUAAGUCCGUUCCGGUCAUCCACAUUAACCCAUGAAUAGCAGUGAUCAAACAGUCAUUAAUUGCAAUAAAUCAAUGUCUUGUCAAGGAUAGAUUGGAUCAAAUGGUCGUUAGCCAAUUGUUAAACAAAUACUGGAGAAAUGGAUCACGGGUAUCAAAAUACUGGCAGAACUCAUUUUGGAACAACUCCUCAACAAUUGGUUACACACUCGUUUUGCGACAGAGCUUCACCAGUGUCACCCGUCACAAACAUUGGGAGUUACACUUCAUUUGUGCAACACAUAAAAGAUGACACUAAAAUGAAUUCUUUACAACGAAAAGCACAAGUGAAACUAAAUGCCAUGCCAUGGUUUCAUGGAAAAAUAUCAAGAGAGAUGGCUGAAGAUUUGCUUACACCAAAAGAAAAUGGUCUAUUUCUGGUUAGAGAGUCAACUAAUUAUCCAGGAGAUUAUACACUUUGUGUUUGUUAUGUUGGCAAAGUAGAACAUUACAGAGUAAAAUAUAAAGAUAAUCAACUUACAAUUGAUGAUGAAGAAUUUUUUGAAAAUCUAUCACAAUUAGUUGAACAUUAUCAAAAAGAUGCUGAUGGUCUAUGUACACAAUUGACCAAGAGUUUACCUAAAAAAGGCAAACAAGAAUUUUGUAUUGAUACCAAAUCAUUUAUUGAUGCUGGAUGGGUUAUACAAGAACAGGAAUUACAGUUAAAUGAAACAAUUGGUAAAGGAGAAUUUGGUGAUGUAUUAUUGGGAGUGUAUAGAGGAGAAAAAGUAGCUGUCAAAAUGUUGAAAGAUUCUAGUGUAGAAGCUCAAAAAUUCCUAACAGAAGCUUUACUUAUGACGUCUUUGAGGCAUGAAAAUUUGGUUGAACUUCUUGGACUUGUAUUAAAUGAAAAACAUUUAUUACUAGUUACUGAAUACAUGGGUAAAGGAAGUCUUGUUGAAUAUUUACGCUCAAGAGGAAGACUCCAUGUCACUAAAAAAGAUCAAAUUAAUUUUGCAGUUGACACAUGCAGCGGUAUGGAGUACUUAGAGUUUAGAAAAGUAGUGCAUAGAGAUUUAGCAGCUCGAAAUGUUUUGAUAUCAGAAGCUGGAGUAGCUAAAGUAGCAGAUUUUGGAUUGGCGCGUGAAGAAAAUUAUAUUGUGGAUGCUGGGAAAUUGCCCAUCAAGUGGACUGCCCCUGAAGCACUUAGACAAGGGGUGUUCUCAAAUAAAUCAGAUAUGUGGAGUUUUGGUGUUCUGUUAUGGGAAAUUUAUUCUUUUGGUCGAGUUCCUUACUCUAGAAUUCCAUUAGUUGAUGUAGUAAAGCAUGUAGAAAAAGGUUAUCGCAUGGAAGCUCCUGAGUGUUGUCCUCCAGAAAUUUAUGAAAUCAUGAGACAAGCAUGGGAUUUAUUACCUGAACGAAGACCAACAUUCAAAGAUGUUAAGACCAAACUAGCGCAGUUAAAAGUUGUAACUAUUAACUAAUAGGAGUUACAUUGACUAAUGUAAAAUAAUUUAUCUGUGCACUAAUUUUGUUAAUAUCUGUAU